AUGGCAGCGGCAUACGCAGCAUGGAAGCUUUCCGCUGCUGAAGCCAUCACGGCCGCCUGUUAUCGCGGCUACAUCGUUGCUCUUAACCAGAAAUUGGGUGCCAUGCUAGCAGUGGGCCUCAGCUCUGCCCAGGGGGCUGAAUAUCUGCGACAAGCUGGUUUGGAGGAUCAAGUCAAAGUCGCAGCGAUCAACUCCCCGGACAGUAUCACCAUGUCUGGUGACGCAGAUGCUAUAAAGACGCUGCACGCCAUAUUUGACCAGCAAGGUGUCUUCAACAGGGUACUGAAGACGGGCGGCCUCGCAUAUCACUCUCACCAUAUGCUUGCACCUGGGCAGGAUUAUUCCCAGGUGCUUGAAGCCGCAUUCCAUAGCCUCUCCAAGACUGAAGUCACACUGAAAGACCACAAGUAUCCUUCAGUUCCAUGGGUCUCGUCUGUCAUCCCUACUAAGGACAUGGCCGCUUCCAAGGAGGCCACCACGCCUUCGUAUUGGAGAGCAAAUCUAGAAUCAGCGGUUCAGUUCAAUGAUGCUGUGUCAAAUUUGGUCAACCUCCCGGACUUGUCUAUCGGAGUUGUGGUAGAAAUGGGCCCUCACCCGGCGCUCAACAGCCCUUUCGUUCAAAUCAUAAAGACCCUGGGCAAGUCUGUACCGCACAUCGCGACGCUGAAGAGAGGUGAAGAUGCUCGCAGUUCUCUGCUGAACCUCGCUGGCCCAUUAUUCGCUCUGAAUGCGGAUGUCGAUUUAGUAGCAGUGAACGCCGUCGAGGCAGAGGACCAUCAGGGAGUGCCUGGGCUGGCUCACGGCUGUACAAUGAGAGUCGUCUCAGCAAGGAGUAUCGCCUGCGCCAAGUCCCCCGCCACGAUCUGCUCGGAUCCAGAAUCCCCGGCACUACGAGACUGCGACCACAGUGGCGUGACAUUAUUCGCCCAAAAAGUCUACCUUGGCUGGAUGAUCAUCGUGUUGCGCCCCACGUCCUACAACGGCCGACUCGUCGACGCAGAAGAUUGGUAUGCUCGCUUCGCGGACAUGGGCCUCCAGUUCGGCCCUUCGUUCCAAGGCUAUUCGAACAUCCGCGCAGACCCUCACAAGAACGUAGCCUCGGCCAAGUUAGCUCUCAAGACUACGGCUGGCAUGUUUCCGGGAGGCGAGUCUCCUUACCCGAUCCACCCGGCCCCUCUAGAUCUGGCAAUUCGCCUGGGCAUCAUGGCGUGCAACGGCGGCCAGGCGGAUACUGCCAGUGUCCAGCUCCCCAUUCACUUCGAUCAGAUGCAGUUCAAGUACGGCCGCCUGAGCGGCCUUGAUUGGGCGACUGGUGUCUCUCGCGGUGAGCUGCGGGGACUGCGUGGCGCCUACGCGCAGAUACAGAUGUUGGGCGAGGAGGGCGAUGUCAUUCUGAACGUCGACAACAUGCGCUUCGCAAGCCUUAACAACGAGCAGCAGGCUUCGCCAGGCAAUCCCCAGUCCAGGAGCAAGGCCUUCUCCAGCCCUUUCGCGCGCCUCGUGUGGAUGCCGGACGUGCGCACCAUGAGCAAGGAGCAGUGGCGAGAGCUUUUCGCUGCUGGAGAGCAGAGCACCGAUUCGAAGUCGCCCUGCCUGACCAAACUGUUCGACUUGCUUGGCCACGUGCAGCCGGAUCUUCGAGUGGCAGAGGUCAACGCUGGUGAGGAUAGGGGUGUGGCAGAGAGAGUACUUAAGACGCUGACUGGUUCCAACGGUAUAAAGCGUUACAAGGAAUACACCUUGGCAGAUGCCUCGCAGGAAUGUCUUGACAAGGUCCAGACGGCCACAUCAGGAUUCAGUGACGUCGAAUACGACAUUAUUGACAUUGCAAAGGACCCCAAAAGCCAAGGUUGGGUGAACGAAGCCUUCGACGUUGUCCUGUUGCCUAUCUCAGGGCAUCAAGAUAACUCUGAAAAGCAAUCUUUCGUGAGAAACUGCAAGUCGCUCAUUAAGCCAGGUGGACACCUUGUGGUGAUAGAGCACGUUCAAGGGCUGGCCAGGUAUGAAAAGUCGUGGGAGGAUAUACUCGUAUCAUCUGGCUUUGAAAGUGGCUCUGAUUUGACUGUGGAAGAGCCCGCCGAGGGCGACUAUCGAUCGGUUGUCACAUUAUGCACUCUGGGUACCAUGGCAGACAAGUCCAACGGGCAUAGCACAGAGGAAGCCGCAAUCUACCUGCUCUACGGCAACAAAGGGCAGCCAGCGCUUCUGCCUCUCCUGGCUGGGGCAAUGGAAAAACGCGGACUUCCCACCAAGUCUAUUACUCUCGAUGAAGUAAAGGGCGCCCUACCACCGAACGCACGAGUGGUGGCAUUCCUGGAUGGGGAGAAUCUGUUGUUCGAUGCCGACCAACACCGUAUCAACGUAUUUAAGUAUCUUGCAUCGACUGCAUCCAGCAUGCUGUGGAUCACCUCCUCCGGCAUGGUGAAGGGGCAGAGUCCGGACGAGGCCUUUGUGGCCGGCCUGCUGCGAACGCUGGGCACGGAGAACCCUUCAGGACACUUCCUUUCGGUCGACAUAGAUGCCAAGGACUUCAAAAUAGAGGACGAGCACGAGUUGAGCGAGCUGGUUCGAUGUCUGGCUGAUCAGGAGUCUGCACUGCAGCACGUUGCACACAAGAGCAGCGGGGGCGAGGAGCCUGCGGCGGACGAAGUGAACCGCGAACUCGCCUGGCAGGACGGGCUCAUGUGGGUCAGCCGCAUUGUGCCCGACGCCGGGCUUCAGGAUUACGCCGAGGCAGCGUCCACGCCAGAGGACCAGGACUUGCAGACGGUUGCCCUGGGAAGCCAAGGCCCUAUCCGUGCAGCCUUCGGGGUGCCGGGGAUCCUCACCUCGCUGCACUUCCGACCUUACACCGAGCUGUGGCGACCCCUGCCGAAGGACGCGAUCGAGGUCAAGGUAGAGGCGGUUGGCCUCAACUGGAAAGACCUGGGGCUGUGCUCUGGGCGGUUCGACCAGAAUAACCUGUCGAACGAAUACUGUGGUAUCGUUUCUCAGAAGGGCUCAGACGUCGCCGGCCUUGAAAUCGGUGAUCGCGUCUACGGGCUCGGAAAAGGACACUUUGGAAACUACACACGAGUGCCCGCGGCUCUGGCCCAGAAGCUUCAGACCGGCGUGGACCCCGUUGAGGCCGCGACCAUGCCCCUGGUGUACAUGAUAGCAGUGUAUGCCUUUGAGCACGUGGCCCGGCUGCGGAAAGGCCAGAAGGUGCUGAUACAAUCUGCCUCUGGCGGCCUUGGCCUGGCGGCUAUCCAGCUUGCAAGGUCCAAGGAUGCUGAAGUGUUUGCUACUGUUGGGACAGAAGAAAAGGCACGCUUUCUGUCCGAGGAGAUGGGUGUUGCAGCCGACAACAUUUUCUCGUCGUGA
Diaporthe citri is the source of this 3363-nucleotide messenger RNA. RefSeq lists its product as uncharacterized. Lineage: Eukaryota; Fungi; Ascomycota; Sordariomycetes; Diaporthales; Diaporthaceae. The record is from RefSeq and is a predicted model, not a curated record. Gene Ontology annotation, biological process: secondary metabolite biosynthetic process; fatty acid biosynthetic process. The transcript is spliced from 2 exons. Gene Ontology annotation, molecular function: fatty acid synthase activity; oxidoreductase activity; zinc ion binding. Bases 1 to 3363 code for a protein of 1120 amino acids.